Sphaerulina musiva SO2202 is the source of this 1101-nucleotide messenger RNA. RefSeq names its product phosphoglycerate mutase-like protein. The transcript has 3 exons. The record is from RefSeq and is a predicted model, not a curated record. NCBI's taxonomy places the organism in Eukaryota, Fungi, Ascomycota, Dothideomycetes, Mycosphaerellales, Mycosphaerellaceae. Bases 45 to 1064 code for a protein of 339 amino acids.
GCUUCACAAUAAUUCUCCAUAAUACAGCACCUCCACCAACGACGAUGCUGGAAGUCAUAUAUGUCGUGAGACAUGGCUACCGCUCAAAUUGGACUGUCGACCCUUCCACAGGCCACUACAACAGCACAGUCCCCUCUCCCACAGGCAUCGUGGCCGACCCAGCGCUCGCCUCCUACGGCGUGCAACAAGCCCAACAACUAGGCAAACACCUCUCACAAGUGCAUCCACCGGUAGAUCUCAUUUACUCCUCGCCGUUCUACCGCUGUAUCCAAACGCUCCAACCCUUCACAGAAACUCAAAAGUCUUCUGGCAAAAACGCCACCAUCCACGUCGACCGCGGGGUAGGCGAGUUCUACGGCCAAGCACGUUUCGAUCAUCCUUCUCCCGCGACCAUCUCGGUUCUGAAUGAACAUUUCGAGAAUUUGGUCGAAGCGGAGAAGAGUAUUAUCCCUUCGAAGAAUGGCGAAUCGAUUCCUCAAUUGCACGAUCGCAUCGCGUAUGCGCUCAGCAGUAUCAUUUCUCGGGCAGACUCUGACCAGAAUGAGCCCAAGACGUUAUUGAUAUGUACUCAUGCGGCUGCUAUGAUUGCCAUCGGACGGGCUCUGACGGGGAAGAUGCCGGAAAAUGAGGGAGAAGAGGAUUUCAACUGCUUUACGUGUUCGUUUUCGAAGUUUGUGAGGAAGCCUCAGUCGAAGUUUACGGGUGGUGGGUUCCGAGGGCAGAUUGCCGAGGGGUGGGAUGAGAAGAAAGCGGACGAAGUGCCCGAUUUGGGAUGGAGGGGAGCAGGAGUGGGAGGAGGUUGGGAUUGUGAAGUGAAUGGAGACUGUUCAUUCUUGAGUGGCGGAGCAGAGAGAGGAUGGCACUUCACCGGCGAUGAAGGUUUCCUAAAUUACGAAUUUACCGGCGUCGGAACUGAUGGAAUCGAGGCGGGAAGUGAAAUUGCUGCUGCGGAUGCUUCUGUCACCACCACGACGGCGGCGCCGCCAGAGGUGGAUUAUGGGUCUGAGUCUUUGCGUGUGCAUUGGAGCGAUAGAGUUCGAAAGUCGGGGACGACACGACUGUGAUUGAUAAAUAGAAAAUUAAGGGAGCUGCGAAACUUGG